Medioppia subpectinata is the source of this 1329-nucleotide messenger RNA. The record is from the annotation of a GenBank genome assembly. NCBI's taxonomy places the organism in Eukaryota, Metazoa, Arthropoda, Arachnida, Sarcoptiformes, Oppiidae.
UCUAAAGAUGUGAAUAACAACACGUAUUCAACAAAAUUUACAUCUCAAUCAUUUUCGCAUCUCUUGGAUAACUAUUCAAAGAAUAGUCUCGAUAUUUACCACAAGAGAAACUUUAGCGACCAUUUGGUAUACAUAUUCACUUCGGGCACAACCGGUGGUAAAGUGAAGGCCGCCAUUGAAACUGACGCCCGGAUGUUGUUGGGCGCGAGUGGCCAUCACAUCGGCUAUAAGCUGAGGAAGAAUGACAACAUAUACGUGCCGUUACCCUUAUAUCACGCUUUCGCUGGGGUCUUAAUAACAGGCACAUGUCUUAUAAAUGGCGUUACUUUAAGUAUUUCUGAAAGAUUCUCUGCCAGCAAUUUUUGGGCCGAUUGUAUCAAAUACAACUGCACUAUUGGUUUAUAUAUCGGCGAAACGUGUAGGUAUUUGUUGUCUCAAACACCCAAACCAGAGGACACUAAGCAUCAGAUCAGAGCCAUGUGUGGCAUAGGGUUGAGAAAAGCCUAUUGGAAUCAAUUCAAGACCCGAUUCGCUAUCAAACAUAUCUUUGAGUUUUACGGCGCCUCCGAAGCCAAUGUCUAUUUGGUUAACCUCAACGAUAAAGAGGGCUCAUGUGGUUUUAUACCAUGGUAUUACGGGAUAUUCCUUCGGCUCAUAUACUCGGAUCCAAUGAGUUUAGAGCCGGUGCGCAACCGGAAAGGUCUGUGCAAAAUGAUCAGACCGGGUGAAAUCGGGGUCAUUGUUGGCGUUCACAACAAGAUUAGUCCACUUCACGAGUUUAAAGGAUAUACUGAUAGCGGAGAGACUAACAAGAAGUGGAUCUUUAAUAUUAGAUCUAAGGGUGACUCCGGUUUUAUGUCCGGCGAUCUAGUUGAGAUGGACAAGUUUGGAUACAUGUACUUCAAGGACAGAUGUGGCGACACUUUUAGAUUUAAAGGAGAAAACGUGUCGACAACAGAUGUGGAGGCAGUGAUUCAAAGCACUCUUAACCAUAAAGACUGCACUGUUUUCGGCGUAACAGUCGGUCAGAGCGAAGGAAAGGCAGGAAUGGCUGUAAUUAACGCCAAUUCAGAUGAAAUUGAUUUACAAGAAUUGGCGCAACAGUUGUCGAAAAGGUUGCCCUCGUAUGCGAUCCCUUUGUUUAUUAAACUGACCGCCGAUAUAGAGGUUACGGGAACUUUCAAACUCAUUAAAUAUAAACUUCAAAACAUGGGAUUCACGCCUCAAUCCAACGAUGAUUUCAUCGCUGUUUACGACAAAAAUAUCAAUUCAUAUAAACGGAUGACAAAUGAAAUCUACGAAUCCAUAAUAUCGGGAGAAUUGACAUUU